Molecule: messenger RNA, 105 nt
Organism: Debaryomyces tyrocola
Lineage: Eukaryota; Fungi; Ascomycota; Pichiomycetes; Serinales; Debaryomycetaceae
Source: the annotation of a GenBank genome assembly
AUGGUCGAUUGUUGCAUUGGCGUUUCUGGUUAUGCGUUAGAUAGACAUCGCCGUGUUCUCGUAUUCGCUCAUUUUACGUCCAUUUACAUUUGUUCUCAUGCGUAA